This is a messenger RNA of Scophthalmus maximus (turbot), 894 nucleotides long. RefSeq names its product lens fiber membrane intrinsic protein. The transcript has 5 exons. Gene Ontology annotation, molecular function: structural constituent of eye lens. Gene Ontology annotation, cellular component: plasma membrane. NCBI's taxonomy places the organism in Eukaryota, Metazoa, Chordata, Actinopteri, Pleuronectiformes, Scophthalmidae. The record is from RefSeq and is a predicted model, not a curated record. The coding region runs from base 266 to 787 and encodes 173 amino acids.
CAAGUGCAUCGCAUACAGGGAGACCGAUGGCUGCAAAGGAUUCUGCUUUCAUCAACAGAAAAACGAGGGGACAACUUUUUGGUUGUAGUAUUGUCUGUGACUCUCUCCCUCUCUCUCUCCCUCUCUCUUUCCCACCAAGUGAGCGACAACUCUCUCACUUUUCCCCUCCGCCCGUCUCUUUCUUUACCUCUGGAAGGUGGGCAAUAGAGAGGGUGCAGUUCCAGAAACAAGUUGCUCUGCACUGGCCCCGUUAUCUCUGCUCAAGAUGUACAGCUUCAUGGGAGGGGGCCUGUUCUGUGCUAUCGUGGGCAAUAUCCUGUUGGUGGUCUCCACCGCAACUGACUACUGGAUGCAGUACCGUCUCUCUGGGAACUAUGCCCACCAGGGUCUGUGGAGGUACUGCGUGUCCAACAAGUGCUACAUGCAGACUGACAGCAUAGCUUACUGGAAUGCCACCAGGGCGUUCAUGAUCCUCUCAGGGAUGUCGUGCUUUGCAGGCAUCAUCGCUGGCAUCAUGUCCUUUGCACACUUCUCCUCCUUUGAGAGAUUCAACCGCUCCUUUGCCGCGGGAGUCAUGUUCUUUGUCUCCACUUUCUUUGUUCUACUUGGAAUGGCCAUCUACACCGGAGUGACAAUCAACUUCCUGGGAAGGCGCUUUGGUGACUGGCGCUUCUCCUGGUCCUACAUAUUGGGCUGGGUGGCCAUGCUUAUGACCUUCUUUGCAGGUAUUUUCUACAUAUGUGCCUACAGAAUGUGUGAAUGUAGGAGAGGAAAUGGCCCACGCUAGAGGGGAGACAAACUGCAUGUUCUUUUUCUUGUUUUUUUAGUUUUUUUUUUAAAAAGAGGACAAUACCACUUUGAAUGGAAGAAAAGUAAUAAACACUGAGGCAGGUU